AUGACGAAAUGGAAUUGUACGAGUUUCAAACCUACUUUUAAGGGAUCUUUAUCCAUCAAAGUGACUGACUUGUCUCCAACGUUAGAUAUUGAUACAGAGUCAGAUGAUGCAUACUUGCUUUUGGCAACUACAGUUGGUGAAUUAGAAACAAAGCAUCGUAGACCAUUUGGUCGGAACACCGUUAAAAUUGCUACAAACAUAACGAUCAUUUCUUGGAAUGCAUCAAGGAUUGUGGACCAUGCUAGAGCUUUUGGCAAGAUUAAAGUUUUUUCAUUAGAUACUCAAAUUGAAGAAUUUUACUGGCCUAAAUGGGAUUAUAAUUUAACGAACGUUAAAUCAAAUGGACGAAAAUUUGGACGUCUCAGAAUUAAAGAUGGCCAUAUAAUAAGUUCCAUUUGGAUCCAAAGAAAAGCUGAUAUAGCAAGGAACAAUUAUUAUGUCGCGGUUGAUAUGUAUGAAGAUAAAGAAUUAUUUGGGAAAAUUGAAUAUUUUAUUGUACAUGAAUUUCGUGAAAAACUACACAUUCUUGCCUAUAUUCAAUGGACAAGUGAAUGUACAUAUAGAUAG
Rhizophagus irregularis DAOM 181602=DAOM 197198 is the source of this 567-nucleotide messenger RNA. Lineage: Eukaryota; Fungi; Glomeromycota; Glomeromycetes; Glomerales; Glomeraceae. The record is from RefSeq and is a predicted model, not a curated record.